Molecule: messenger RNA, 1204 nt
Organism: Diospyros lotus (date-plum)
Lineage: Eukaryota; Viridiplantae; Streptophyta; Magnoliopsida; Ericales; Ebenaceae
Product: protein CDI-like
Exons: 1
Coding region: 223-978 (251 amino acids)
Source: RefSeq, a predicted model, not a curated record
AAAGAUUCAUAAUGCCAACAAUAGACAGUUGUAAAUGCUAAAUUUCCUCCAGCCUUAAAGCACGCCCGCCCGCACCGCCAAAAAGAAGAAGAAGAAGAGAAGGAGAAAAAGAAAAAGAAAUCAAUCUGCUUCUUCUGUUGACUCUCAUUCUUUGCUCAACAUCUGGGUUUUCUCUCUUUCUUCUCCGAUUCUGCAGGUCCGUGGAACGAAUCUUGUACUGCAAUGUCGAUCCAGACAAAUGGCGUGGAACUCUCCAACCCAAAGCCCUUUAAGAUCUUCAUCGGCUACGAUCCGCGCGAGGACCUCGCCUACGAGGUCUGCCGCCACUCCAUCUUCAAGCGGUCUUCCGUUCCCGUCGAAGUUGUUCCCAUUAAGCAAUCCGAGCUCCGCCAAAAUGGGCUCUACUGGCGAGAACGAGGAAAGCUCGAGAGCACCGAGUUCUCCUUUUCCCGGUUCUUGACGCCCCGACUCGCCAACUACGAGGGCUGGGCAAUGUUCGUCGACUGCGAUUUCCUCUACUUGGCCGACAUCAAGGAAUUGAUCCAAUUGAUCGACGACAAGUACGCCGUGAUGUGCGUUCAGCACGAUUACGCUCCCAAAGAGACCACGAAGAUGGAUGGGGCGGUGCAAACUGUGUAUCCCAGGAAGAACUGGUCGUCGAUGGUGCUGUACAAUUGCGGCCACCAGAAGAACCGGCAGCUGACCCCGGAAAUUGUGAAUUCCGAGUCCGGCGCUUUCCUCCACCGGUUCCAGUGGCUGGAGGAUCACGAGAUUGGGGAAAUCCCCUUUGUCUGGAACUUCCUUGUGGGGCAUAACAAGGUUGUGGAAGGAGAUCCGAGUACUUUUCCCAAGGCGAUUCACUAUACUCUUGGAGGGCCGUGGUUUGAGAAUUGGAAAAACUGCGAGUUUGCAGACCUCUGGAUCAAGGAAAUGGAGGACCAUAAUGCGAACAAGGUGUUCGAUAAAAAGGUCGAAUAGGUAAUUUGCACGUUUGCUCCUCAAUGUUGUUCUGUAUUCAUCCAAGAUUUGUUGGCAACCUUUUAGUUGUUGGAUAGGCAUUACGGCUACGCUAUUCUGCCAUAUGGAUGUAAGCUACUUCUUGGGUUUCUAUUGGUUCUACAUUCAAUUCUGAUUCAAUAGCCUAAGUAAUUUGUUCACCAGUAUUAUGACUAAGGAAAUAACAACCAGAAUUUAUUUUGUACUA